Messenger RNA from Camelina sativa (false flax), 2684 nucleotides. Its product is annotated as putative pumilio homolog 8, chloroplastic. Lineage: Eukaryota; Viridiplantae; Streptophyta; Magnoliopsida; Brassicales; Brassicaceae. The record is from RefSeq and is a predicted model, not a curated record.
GCCAUUUACAUUUAAAUUUGUCUUUAAUUUUGAAGAUAAAGGAACACAAAAACCUUGAAGGAUCGAUUCCUAAAUUUUUUGGAUUCUCUUAAAUAAAAACAUCAGAUUAAUUCCUUCUAAUUUGAUUCAUCUUCUUCGACUCAAAUCUUGGCAAAAGAAAAAAAAUUAUCAGAGCUGGACAAAUGUUUCGUGGGCUCACGGUUCACUUUCUCUCGAGAACAAAGUUUCAGAUCUAGUUUUUAUUUUGCCUGAGUUAUCUUCAGUGACGCAUCCACGGUGGCGGGGACGUGUGUUGCAGAGCGGCGGAGUUAUCCAACUUGGGAAAGGAUUAGGAUUAGGAAAGGAUUAGAGCUGUUGAAACCGGUGAAGAUAUCAGUAUCAACUUGGGUCCUCUUGAGGAGUUAUCCAACUUAUUUAAAGCUGAUCUGCUUCUUUGUGAAUCCGGUGGAGAUAACUUAGCUGCUAAUUUCAGCAGAGAGCUUGCUGACUAUAUCAUCUACAUCAUCGAUGUAUCCGCUGGUGAUAAAAUACCCCGUAAAGGUGGCCCUGGCAUAUUUGUUAAUACACAAUUACGGAAAGCCCCUUCUUCCAAGAGGCAGCGAAGCGAACGUUUGAUUCCGACAGCGGCGAGAAAGAGAAAGAGAGAGAAAAUGACUAAGACCAACUCCAACCCAUCUCCAUUUUCAUCUGCAUAAUAGAGUUUGGAGUCAAUUUUGUUCCAACCCAUCUUCAUUUUCAACUCCAAAAUAGAGAUUUCCAUUUUUUUCUCUAUAUUUGGAGACUUCUUUUUUUUUCUUUACACUACAAUUUGGAGAUCUCUAUAUUUUUCUCCAAAAUGGAGUAGGGUUGGAGUAAAACCCAAUUCCAUAAUAAAAUUACUCCAUUUUGAAGAAAAAAAUGGAGAGAUGGGUUGGAGAUGCCCUAAGAAAGCUCCCAUUUCAGGGUUAUCGCGGCCUUUGUCUCCGUCGUGCAGUGGAGGCUCUACUCGGGACGUAGAUUUAGCUGUGAAGUCAAGUGAAAGUGUGAGAAGGUCUACAAGACUGAGACUUCAGCCGUUGAGAAAGCCAAAUAUAAGCCAGAGGAAGAAACAUGUUAAACUUUGUUCCAAGAUGCCUAAGAAACCUCCCACUGCUUUCUUUUAUUUCUCGUUCUGUCUCAGAUCACCGUCGGAUUACUCCCUCUCGAGUUACUUCUCGAACGGGUUGUGUUCUUCUGAAGAUGGUUCGUCUCAGUUCGCUUCUCCUCCACUCGAUGGCUUGAUGACGAAGUGUAAUCUUGGUGGUGAUGAUUUGGGUCUUUGCGAAAGUUUCGAUCUUUUGAAUGUUGGUGAAGAAGGAGACAAGACUCUUCUUCAUCAUGUACGAACAGAUCAGACUCAUCACCAAUACAACAACCAAAGGAGCGAUUUUGGAAACUAUGAAGCUAGUGGUGGUGAUGGUGGGUUUCGUUAUUACUCUGGUUUUGGUGUUGAUCAAAAGGAUCAACCUUUACUGUUCCCAAACCAAAACGAUCAAAUCCUCAAUUCUGUGAAUUUAUGAUUGCAGAGUUGUAACAAUAAUUACUCUGUUCCAUCAUUGGUUCAUCGAACAUUGUUUGAUCAUCAAGGCAGUAGCAGUAACAAGCCUCCUCAGAGUCUUCUUCCUAAAGUAUCUGAGUACCAGGGAUAUGUUUACAUAAUGGCUAAAGAUCAGCAUGGAUGCAGAUUCUUGCAGAGGAUCUUUGAAGAUGGAAGUGGUUUAGAUGCUAUGAUCAUUUUCAAUGAGUUGAUCCCUCAUGUUGUUGAGCUUAUGAUGGAUCCUUUUGGGAAUUACUUGAUGCAGAAACUUUUAGAUGUUUGUAAUGAAGAACAAAGAACACAGAUCAUACUCAUGGUUACUUCAGAGCCUGGUCAGCUUAUUCGAAUAUCACUCAACGCUUACGGGUAAGAGAGUUCUGUAUAUAUUGAUGUUUUAACCAUAUGAUCAGUUUGAUGUUACGUUAUGGUUGGUGUUUGUGUGUGUGUGUGUGUGAGGGGUUAAGUACUCGAGUUGUUCAGAGAUUAGUGGAAUCAAUCGAGACUAGGAAGCAGAUUACUUUGGUGAAGACAGCUCUGAGACCUGGAUUUCUCAAUCUCAUUAGGGAUUUAAAUGGGAUUCAUGUAAUUCAACGUUGCUUACAGUGCCUUAGUACAGAAGAUAACGAGUUCAUCUUUGAAGAUGCUACAAAGUACUGUAUAGAUAUCGCGACACAUCGACACAGAUGCUGUGUGUUACAAAAGUGCAUUGCUUAUUCCAGUGGACAACAUAGAGAGAAGCUUGUAACAGAGAUAUCAAGAAACAGUCUCUUCCUUGCUCAAGACCCUUACGGGAACCAUCUCAGCAAUGAACGUGUGCCAACUGAGCUAAAGAUACAGCAACAGAUUGAUGAAGACCACACACUAACUCAACUCGCAAACUCUAAUUCUAGGACUAAUUAGAGAUGAGUUGAUAUUUUGGGAUUUUAUAACCUAUGAAACUAUUGGUUAGGUUAUUUUUUUGGAUGUAAUCCUAUGAUAUUUUGUCUACGUUUAACCUAGAUAACAAUUAAUUGUUAACCGUUUGGUUUAUCGUUUUUUUAUUGUUGUUAACUGCACCUUCUGUACCCAUUAUGGAUUCAAAAAAAAAAUAUAUAUAUUGUAUACUAUUGUAAAAUAACAUCUUAAGGUA